UGGAAAAUUGCGAUGGACUCGUAAAUCGUGCGUACAUUGAUGAUCUCGAAAUAAUAUAACAUUCAUUUUGCUUUUGAUAUGCAGUUGUCUCCAAAAGAAAGCAUAAACAAAAUGAAAAGAGUUGCAAACUUUUCUAUCAAGAGCUCUGAUUUCUCAAAAGAUGCAAAAGAAAACAAAAUGAUUUGCAUACUGCUCUGUUUCUCUUCAAGUCUAGUCUCGAUCAAAAGAUCAGAGAAGCAGACGAAUUGGUAAGCUGAAGGUGCCAUGGCGAUGGAUAUACUCACUGCAAUCAUUCCUACAAUAAUUGACUACACAAUUGGACCAGUUGCACGCCAAGUGGGUUAUAUCAUUUUCUACAAAAGCAACCUCGAAGAUCUAAAGAGUAAAUUGGAGAAUUUUGAUUCUGUCAAACAAAGGAUGAAGCAUGAAGUUGAUGAAGUCGGAAGAAAAGUUGAUCAAAAAGUGGAAGCUGAUGUCCAGAAAUGGCAGUCAGAUGCGGAGAAGACCACUCUGGAGGCAAAAGCACUCUUGCAUGAUGAAGGCGCAAAGACAAAGUGUUUCAUUAUAUGUCCUAAUCUGAUAUCCUAUCAUCAACGUAGCAGGAAGGCAACAAAACUGAUGAAAAAGAUUGAAGAACAUGAAAAUAAAAAAAAAGAAUUCUCCAGUGUUUCUUACAAAGCUCCCGUAGAAGACAUAUCUGCCAUAGCCUCCGACGAGUACAUGGCCUUUGAAUCCAGGAUUUCUAUGGUGAAGGAUAUCGUUACAGAACUGAAAAAACCUGAUAUCAACAGGAUUGGGGUGUACGGAUUAGGGGGCGUUGGGAAGACAACACUUGCCAAAGAGGUUUACAGAGAAGUUGUGAAAGAGAAGUUAUUUGAUGAUGUGGUUAUAAUACUAAAUGUGAAAGAAAAAAAAGACAAUGAAAAAAUUCAAAAUGAAAUUACCAGAAAGUUGAGCAUGGAUGUUGAUGAAUCAAAGGACAUGGGAACAAGGGCGAGUCUCCUACGGGCCAGGAUAAAAGAUGGGAAGACUCUUGUCAUUUUAGAUGAUGUUUUGGAAAGAAUUGACUUUGAGGCUGUGGGACUUGUCGGUGUGCCGAACUGUAAGUUAUUGUUGACAUCUAGAGAAAAAAAAGUUUUCUUCUCUGAUAUGCGUACCCAAAAAGAAUUUCCACUUGGAUUUUUAAGCGAAAAAGAAAGUUGGAGUUUGUUUGAGAAGAUGGCAGGUGAUGUUGUUAAAGACAACCGUAUACUGAAGGAAGCAACCCAGCUAGCAAAGAAAUGUGGAGGUUUGCCGGUUUUGGUUGUUGCAGUUGCAAGUGCUUUAGGGAUGGUAGUUUGGAGGAAUAAAGAUGCGUUGAGAAGUUUCAAAAGAUUUGACAAGAAAGAGUUGAAUGAAAAAGCAUUCUUGGCUCUAAAGUGGAGUUACGAACAAUUGGAGGAUCAAGAGCUUAAGCAAUUGUUCUUGCUUUGUGGGAGUAGCUGCAAUUAUCUCAGUGACUUGUUGAAGUAUAGUAUGGGUUUGGGUUUGAUAAAAAAUGUUGAGACAGUGGAAGAGGCACGGACUUCAUUGAAUGUAAUGGUUAAAAAAUUAAAAAAUUCUUGCCUAUUGCAGGACAGCUAUGACGAUGACACUGUUAGAAUGCAUGAACUUGUACGAGAUGUUGCUGUCCGGAUUGCAACUGUUGAUCAAAAAGCCUUUUCAAGAGCAUAUGGAGAUGAGGUGAAAGAAUGGCCAACUGAGGAUUUCCUUGAAAAAUGCACAAGGAUGUCCUUAAAACGUUGUAAGAUCCCCAGGCUUCCUGAAGUACCUUGGGAAUGCCCAGAAUUAAAAUUGUUGAUCCUGGAUAUUGGUAGUAUUGGCAACUCCCACGAAAUCCCAAGCAAAUUUUUUGAAGGGAUGAAAGAACUCAAAGUGCUGGAUGUAACCAGAUUCAGUAUUCAGUCACUACCUCCAUCUCUUCAAUCCCUAAAGCAUCUCCACACAUUGUGCUUAGAUCAAUGCGAGUUGGUAGACAUAACUCUUGUUGGACAGCUAACAAACUUGAAAAUUCUUAGCCUCCUAAAGUCCAAGAUUAAAAAGUUGCCCAAAGAAAUAGGGCAAUUGACAAGGCUACAAUUAUUGGAUUUGACCGGUUGCUCUGAACUUGUUCUGAUCUUACCUGGUGUUAUAUCAAGCUUGACAAGACUAGAAGACUUGAGGAUGGGAAUAAAAAGCUUUAAGCAAUGGGAGGGUGAAGGUCCCACUAGCGGAGGAAGUAAUGCUACUGUUUCAGAGCUGAAGCACUUGGCUGAACUAACUGCAUUAGACAUACAUGUUCCAGAUGCUGACCUUCUUCCACCGAACUUGUUCUCCGAUAAGUUGGAAAGAUACAACAUACUUAUCGGUGAUUGUUGGGAGUAUCCUGACACGUACGGAACCUCCUCUAACAUGCUAAAACUGAAGCUCACCAGGAGAAAUCAAUUCGACCGAGGUAUAAAGUUGCUGGUAAAGAGAUGUGAGCAAUUGUACUUGGAUGGGAAGGAGAGUGGGAAUAUUAUUUCCUUUCUAUUUGACAGUGAUGCUGUGGAACAACUGAAGUGUCUCCAUGUCCAAAACAACGACGAAGUUACAUAUGUCAUUAACUUCGUCAGUUGGAGUUAUUCUCAUAAUACCUUCCCCAACCUGGAAUCUCUAACUCUUGAAGACCUUGUGACUUUGGAAAGUGUAUGUUAUGGCCAACUUGUAGGCGAGCCCUUUCAAAAGUUAAAAUCUUUGACACUUCGGAAUCUACCGAAGCUUAUUGGUUUCUUUUCCAAAGACAAGCGAACGAUUGGUACAGAUGCCGACGAAAUCGUUUUGGAGGGAGAAGUUGGUGGACCACCGAGACUUUUCAGUAAUGGAGAGGUUAAGAUGCCCAACUUAACAACCUUGAUUGUGCAUCAAUGUGAUAGUUUAAGAUUUUUGUUUUCGAGUUCCAUGGCUAAAUGUCUUGGACAACUCAAAAAUCUCAAAAUAUCUAAUUGUCAAAUCAUGGAAGAGAUAGUGGGAAAUGAGGAGAAAACAGAUGACAUGUUUGAUAAGCUAAGCCAUCUAGAGUUACAACAUCUUCCAAACCUUGCUAGAUUCAGCUCAGGAAGUUACAUUAAAUUUCCGUCUUUGGCGUAUCUGAAUCUAGACAAUUGUACUAAACUGCAGACUUUCAUCUUUGAUGCUAAGAGUGAAAAUAUUACAACCAACAAAGAAGAAAGAGAUAUUGAGCUCUUUGAUGAAAAGGUAGGAUUUCCUAGCUUGGUGGUAUUGUGGAUACAGGACUUACCUAAAUUGAAGACAAUAUUCCACAACCAACUUCAUUCAGAUUCUUUUGGCAAGCUCAGAAUUAUGGAUGUUCGUAGAUGCCACAGUCUAAUUAAUAUAUUUGGGCCAAGUAUCAUGGGUAGAUUGAAUGCUCUAGAGUUAUUACGAAUAAUGCAUUGCCAGUCACUACAGGUGGUAUAUGACACAUCUAUAUUCAGUUUGAACCGUUUUGAGUGCCCAAAUCUAUACUCAGUUUGGAUAGACUCAUGUGAGAGUUUGAAAAAUGUAUUUCCCACCUCAGUGACCAAAGAUCUUAAGCAGCUAAACAAUUUCAGUGUCAAGAAUUGUGGUUUAAUGGAGGAAAUUGUUGUGAAGGAAGAAGGACCACAAACGACAUACGAGGAGUUCGAGUUCCCUAAAGUAACAAAUAUGGAAUUUGAUAAUCUACCCCAACUUCGGAGUUUCUAUCCAGGACUGCAUGUUUCUAAUUGGCCAUCACUCAACAUAUUAAAGUUCAAGAAAUGUGGUGGUGUGAAAAUUUUUGCUGUUGAAUUUUCAACAUAUCAAGACAAGUUUAAGUUGGGCCACCCAAUACCAAAGGAACAACCUUUCUUUUUAAUUGAGAAGGGUAAGUCAUUCCUCAACUUGGAAGUGUUGAUGUUGGACCGGAACACGGAGAUUUGGUAUGAACGGUAUGGUCCACUCCCGACAGAGUUGUUGAGUAAAGUAAAGACAAUUCUUUUUGCUACUUCACAUCCCAAGUCAGAUGUUUUCUUUGAGAAUUUACAGAAUACUGAAAUGCUUGUUGUGCUCUCUGCUCCUUGGAAAGAAUUAUUUGUCCACGACCACCAAGGAAGUAGUAGAGGGGAAACACAUGAAGUUGAGAUCCUCCCACGUGUAAAGGUUUUGCAGCUCACCAAAAUGCCGGAGCUGAUUCAUCUAGGAAUGGAAAACUCCCAACCAGGGGGCCCUGUUCUUCCAAACUUGGAAGUUCUAAGGCUGAUCAAAUGUGGUAGAUUAGAGAAUCUAGCUUCAACUUUGAUAUCCUUUCGGAAUCUAACCUUUUUGACCAUACGGAGUUGUCACGGACUGCAAUACUUAAAACCUUAUUCUGUGGCUAAGAAUUUGCAGCAACUCAUGGGGUUGGAAGUUGUGUCCUGUCAAAGAAUGGUAGAAAUAGUAGCGACCAACGAAGAUGAUCCAGAAAAUGAGAUUACUUUCAGUUGCUUGCAACAUUUGAAGCUUUCUGGUCUACCAAGUUUGCAAGGCUUUUGCAGGGGAAAUUGCAUUUUCAAAGUCCCAUCCUUAAAAACUUUGAUUGUCGAGGACUGCCAGCUGAUCGACUUAAAGAUUUCUUCUGAUGGGUUACUCCAAAGUGAUCCAAGACCAGAAAGAUUACAAAUGGCAGAGGAAAUUGAUGAUGUACCGAUGCUAAGUGAUUCAGAGGAGAAUGAUCAUGAUCAAACUGAACAGCUGAUGAUUGCAGAUUCAAAUGUAGAUGUUACAAUUGCAGGACUCUCUGCCAAAAAGGAAUCCUCAUCUUUUGCCUGGCGUGUUAAUGUUUUCCGAUUGUGUGCGAUUGCGUGUUUGUUCGUUAUUGUCCUCUUCCUUUUGUUUUUCCUUUUCAAAAGAGAAAUAUUAGCCUGGAGAGCAGACUGGAAGGCACUCUGAUUUUCCUUGUUACUUGCUCUAACUAUUCUCUGUGCAAUUUGAGAAGGCACUGAAUCAUAUUCCCCGACAUGUUAUGCUUGUAUUGACUUGUGUGUUUCGUCGUAAUAGUGUGAUUUGUAUUUGGAGCUUUAUUCGCUA
Malus domestica (apple) is the source of this 5085-nucleotide messenger RNA. The record is from RefSeq and is a predicted model, not a curated record. Lineage: Eukaryota; Viridiplantae; Streptophyta; Magnoliopsida; Rosales; Rosaceae.